AUGGCAGCGGCGCCUGGGACACUAGCGGUAGCGCCGCCGCAUCUUCUGGAAUCCAUGUUUCCCGGCAUGGAGUUCCCUAGGCCGUUCGCGAACGGCGACGUCGCGAACAGUCUCGCGAACGGCGAGAGCGCUAGGCUCGCGCAAGCGGAUGUAGCGAACAGCUUCUAUGAAACCGGCAAAAGAGCCGGUGACAACCGGCGCGGCGGUAGCAGCAGCGUUGCCGGUAGUUCCGCUGCUGCGACGUCUUCAUCCGGUGCCGUAGACGCUGCUGACGUGGCCGGGUUACACGCGCAACGGGACGCGGUUUUGCGUGGGUUCGAGAUCACGGAACCGGCGAGAGACGACAAGGAAACGGGCGAGAAGGCCAAGUACAUGGCGUCGAUUCUGGAGGCUUAUCAGAAGCUGCUAGAAGAACGGACCCAGUACCACUUCGGCUACCCAUACAACCUGGAUUUUGACUAUGGCGCCCUCAUAGGUCUGCAGCACUUCUCCAUUAACAAUCUCGGGGAUCCCUUUAUCGAGAGCAACUAUGGCGUGCACUCCCGUCCGUUCGAGGUGGGAGUGCUUAACUGGUUUGCUCGCCUGUGGGACUUAGACGAGGGCGACUACUGGGGCUACAUCACCAACUGCGGCACAGAAGGGAAUCUCCACGGCAUCCUGGUUGGCCUUCUUUGUCCUCUUGGCCCUCUUCCUCCCCUCCCCUUGCGUCUCUCCUCCUCCCAUUGCCCCUCUUCCUCCCCUCCGCCUACCUCUGUUCCUUCCUCCCUCCCCUCUCCCAGUCGAGAAGUCCUGCCAAAAGGAGUCCUGUACGCGACUAGGGAGUCCCAUUACUCGGUCUUCAUGGCAGCUCGCAUGUAUCGCAUGGAGUGUGAGAAGGUGGCCACUCACACCGCUGGGGAGACAGGGACUCAGUCAUUCCCUUCCCUACUCACUCCCUCUCUUCCUCUCCGUCCUCCCAGGAGGGAGGUCCUGCCAGCCGGGGUGCUGUACGCAUCUAGGGAGUCCCACUAUUCGGUCUUCAAAGCAGCUCGCAUAUAUCGCAUGGAGCGUGAGAAGUCAUGUGGAGACACCCAUAAGCAUACUCGCUCUUCCCCCCUCCCUUGCUCCCUUUCUCCCAAGAGGGAGGUCCUGCCAGACGGGGUGCUGUACGCGACUAGGGAGUCUCACUACUCGGUCUUCAAGGCAGCUCGCAUGUAUCGCAUGGAGUGUGAGAAGGUGGCCACUCACACGGCCAGGGACAUUGAGGUUUGCUUUUCUCAAGAUGGCACUUGCCUCUCUUUUUCUCCCUCUCCCCUCUCCCAGGAGGGAGGUCCUGCCAGACGGGACGGGGUGCUGUACGCGUCUAGGGAGUCCCAUUACUCUGUCUUCAAGGCAGCUCGCAUGUAUCGCAUGGAGUGUGAGAAGGUGGCCACUCACACGGCUGGGGACAUUGAGACGGGGUGCUGUACGCGUCUAGGGAGUCCCAUUACUCUGUCUUCAAGGCAGCUCGCAUGUAUCGCAUGGAGUGUGAGAAGGUGGCCACUCACACGGCUGGGGACAUUGAGGUUUGCUUUUCUCAAGAUGGCACUUGCCUCUCUUUUUCUCCCUCUCCCCUCUCCCAGGAGGGAGGUCCUGCCAGACGGGGUGCUGUACGCGUCUAGGGAGUCCCAUUACUCUGUCUUCAAGGCAGCUCGCAUGUAUCGCAUGGAGUGUGAGAAGGUGGCCACUCACACGGCUGGGGACAUUGACUGCCGGGAUCUGGCUGGGAAGCUGGCCAGGCACAGAGGCCGACCUGCAAUCCUUAAUGUGAACAUUGGUACGCACCACGGUGAAGGGAGCAGUGGACGAUCUCAACCUGGCACCACAGUGAAGGGAGCAGUGGACGAUCUUGACCUGGCCAUCACCACGCUGCACGAGGCAGGCCUGUCGGACCACCAGUUGUCCCCCCCACGUGUGCUCCCAUCACACGUGCUCAACCUGCGCUUGCUGCCCUCACCAGGCUCUCUUUCUUCCUCCCCAUGGCUUGGAGCAGUGGACGAUUUGGAUCUGGUCAUCACCACACUGCACGAGGCAGGCCUGUCGGAUGAGCAGUUCUACAUCCACUGUGACGGAGCCCUCUUUGGCCUCAUGCUGCCGUUUGUCAAGAAGGCCCCUCGAGUGACCUUCAAGAAGCCAAUCGGCAGCGUGUCAGUUUCCGGUCACAAGUUCGUCGGCUGCCCCAUGCCCUGUGGGGUGCAGAUCAUGCGACGCUGCUACCUCUCUGCUCUCUCCUCUGACAUCGAAUAUCUCGCCUCUCGCGAUGCAACCAUCAUGGGCUCGCGCAACGGGCACGCACCCAUCUUCCUAUGGUAUACCCUCAACAAAAAGGGUUACCGCGGAUUCCGGAAAGACGUGCAGCGGUGCCUGCGGAACGCGCUCCACCUGCACGCGCGGCUGCGGGCGGCGGGGUUCGGCGCGAUGCUGAACACUCUCAGCAGCACGGUGGUGUUUGAGAGGCCGGAGGAGGAGGCGUUUGUGAGGCGGUGGCAGCUGGCAUGCCAGGGGAAGGUGGCUCAUGCAGUGGUGAUGCCGAGCGUGUCUCCGGAAAAGGUUGAUCUGUUUGUUAGGGAGUUCGUUGCGAGUCGAGAGAGGUGCCGAGCAGCUAAGGCUGCUGCUGAUGAUGAUGAUGAUGAUGAUGAUGAUGCAACUGCUGCUGCUGCUGCUGCUGCUGCUGCUGCUGCAACUGCUGCUGCUGCAACUGCUGCUGACGGUUCUGCUGCUGGAGGUUCUACUGCUGGUGCUGCUGCUGUUGCCAACGGUUCAGCUGCCACCAGCACAGAUGCGUUAACAAGUGAUGUGUGUGUGGCAGACGUGAUUGGUCCUGAGAACUGCUCUUGUGCGGCCCACGUUGCCAUCUGGCGCACUCGUAUUGAGCAGGAUGCUGUUGGAAGAAGACGGUACAGCUGCUACAGUGACACGUCUGGGGACGAUGCUUCCUUGCACGGAAGCAGUUCUGUGCAAAGGCUAAGCAGUUCUGUGCAAAGGCUGUCAUAG
Molecule: messenger RNA, 3012 nt
Organism: Closterium sp. NIES-65
Lineage: Eukaryota; Viridiplantae; Streptophyta; Zygnematophyceae; Desmidiales; Closteriaceae
Source: the annotation of a GenBank genome assembly